AAGGCAGUGCUUUAAUGCCUUUCUAGUUGCCGGGUUAAUCCUUCCUUCCGCGAUAUCCAACUUAUCUACGUGGGGGUCAUUAGACUCCAAGUAGAUCCGGAAAUGUUGAAUUCUCUCCUCUUCUUAUUGCGAUAUAAAAUGUUUUUUGUUUCAUUUCAUUUACAUUGGGAAAUAGAGAAACGAUCAUUGUGUUUUGUUAGUUUUAAAAACUUUUGAUAUAUUAGUAUUUUGCAUUAUAAGCAGUCAACCGAUUGACAAACUAGAAUUAUUUGAAUUCCGUGUGGAAAGAGCUCGGGUUAAUUUCGAGUGUUAUCUGCAAUCUAGAUGUUUAUAAAUCAUUUCAGUCGUUGAUAUAAUAAUUAAAGGUCGACUGAACAUGAAUUAUAUUAUACAAUUUAAAGCGCAUUUCUGUUUAUGCACGAGAACCCGUAUAACGUUAUUUUCGCAGUUAUAUAAAGUAGCAAAUUAUCGUUCCUGAAUAGGUGGCGCCGUGGUAGCGGAUCCUGUUCCUCUUCUUCCGGUUUCUACACUGCAACUAUUUCAGUUAUAUUUUUAAUUAACGAUGCCAAAUACUUGUUGUUGUGUACCUGGAUGUCAUUUAAGAGGAGGACAUGCAUUUCCAAAUGACUUAAAAAGAAGGAAAAGUUGGAUCAACGCCAUGGCCCAUACGCAGAUUGGACGAGAACACGAUGAUAUCGUGGAGUCCAUCUCAAUCAGCUGUUGUUUGCAAGGCACGUUCUACUGAAAAAGACUACGUGCAGGAAACUAUUCAUGGGCGCAAACCCACCAUACAGAGACUUAAGUCUACUGCAAUUCCCAGCCUAUUUUCCUGGACCAAGCAAGAGACUGAAUCAUCCGCAAAAAGAAAAAUCAGGGCAGUUUCCUGUGAAAAUAAAAGAACUAAACUUGAUGAAUAUUGUAGUAGAAAUCUAGAGGAAAGUUUUGAUUGUAAAGUUGGUUUUCCUGAAGAAGUCAUUCAUACUGCAGAAAGGAUUUAUGACUGUCCACCACCAACUGCCGAGCUAAUGUUGAGCUUCACAGAUGGAAUUACGCAAACACCAUCAAUGCCUAUGUUUUCAGCAGAGAAUUUUGAAAUGAAGACACGUGACACAGCCAUGCAUUUUUAUACCGGUUUAGAGUUGUAUACUAAAUUUUUAUUUGUUUUGACCACACUUGGUCCAGCAGCACAUUGUUUGAGAUACAUAUAUUUUCAAAUUGAUAGGGUGUCAGUUGAAAAUCAGUUUUUUUAUGACUUUGAUGAAAUUGAGGCAUCAUACAACCAACUUUGAACUGUCUAGAUUCUAGAUUGAAUCUAGUGUUAAGAAUAUUGUGUAUACAUGGAUUGUUUUUAUGUCUAAACAGUGGUGUGAGGCUAACACUUGGCCAUCUAGUGGUUUAGUCAGGUAUUUUUCACCAUCCAACUUCAAAUUAAAGUUUCCUACGACUUGGAUUAUUAUUGACAGCACAGAAUAUCCCGUGAUAAAACCUAAAGCUCCUAGAGCUCAGGCAACCUUUUCAUCAAAUAAAAACAGAAACACUGAAAAUUCUUGAAUGUUCGACACCUGGUGGUUUGGUCAACUAUGUCUCUAUGUCACAUAGAGCGAAUUAUUGGACUUGGCAAAACAUACAAAAUUCUAAUAAAUCCUAUGAAUGGAACUGAAACAAAACUUUCAUCUGAAAUAACAUUUAGUUGUUUUAUGUUGUUUAAUUUUAGAACUUGUAUUGUGCCAAAGGAUGCAUAAAUAAAAGUGACGCAAUGAAUUUUGUUCUGAUAUAUAUAUAUUUACAAUUACAUGCACAUGUAAAUUGUAAUGCAUAUAAAAAUAAGGAGAUGUGGUAUGAUAUUCAGUGAGUUUAUCAAACUAAAGUGCAUAAGAAAUGGGUUUAAGCAGUUACAGGUGUUACUGUCACCGUACAAUCUCCAACAAUGAGAAAAACUCGUACCGUGUAAAAAAUUUCAGAGAUCUUACAACUAAGUUUUGUUGUCUCACCUUGACUUUGGUGAAUUUUUUAUAUCUGUUGAUGUAAAUAUAAAAAAGAAGAUGUGGUAUGAUUGCCAAUGAGACAACUCUCCACACAUGCACAAGAGACCAAAUGACACAGAAAUUAACAGCUAUAGGUCACAGUACGGCCUUCAACAAUGAGCAAAGCCCAUACCGCACAGUCAGCUAUAAAAGGCCCAGAAAUGACAAUGUAAAACAAUUCAAACAAGAAAACUAACGGCCUAUUUUAUGUAAAAAAAUGAACAAAUAUAACAAAUAUGCAACACAUAAACAAACGACAACCACUGAAUUACACUUUUAUAGGCUCCUGAC
Mytilus californianus (California mussel) is the source of this 2315-nucleotide messenger RNA. RefSeq lists its product as uncharacterized. Lineage: Eukaryota; Metazoa; Mollusca; Bivalvia; Mytilida; Mytilidae. The transcript has 2 exons. Bases 690 to 1289 code for a protein of 199 amino acids. The record is from RefSeq and is a predicted model, not a curated record.